Molecule: messenger RNA, 1412 nt
Organism: Exophiala viscosa
Lineage: Eukaryota; Fungi; Ascomycota; Eurotiomycetes; Chaetothyriales; Herpotrichiellaceae
Product: tryptophan synthase beta subunit-like PLP-dependent enzyme
Exons: 2
Coding region: 224-1261 (345 amino acids)
Biological process (GO): L-threonine catabolic process; L-serine catabolic process
Molecular function (GO): L-serine ammonia-lyase activity; pyridoxal phosphate binding; threonine deaminase activity
Source: RefSeq, a predicted model, not a curated record
GAUUAACCGAGAAGCAUCGACAAGUAUCUCAUAUAAAACAUCAGGCCCUUCCUGAGCGCAAUCAUAUACUGAACAACGUGUCGUUGUCACAGGGCGUGCUUUGCUUCCGGGAGGCCGGUGAUAUAAAAAGAAUUUAUUUCGGCAGGAUCGACGACGGAAAAUGCCCUCGAGAUAGAAGAAAUUGUACGGAUACACCAAGUCACGAAAGCUGGCCAUUGCAAGAAUGUCUGAAACUACUAAACCAUGGAUUUUGACACCACUGCUCGAAUCAGGCGUGUUGUCAAAGAUCGCUGGAUGCCGAAUCUUUUUGAAGCUUGAGAACCUCCAACCAUCAUCUUCAUUCAAAUCACGCGGUAUUGGCAAUAUGGUGCUGACGAGUAUCGACCAACACAAAGAGAACUCAUCUGAUGAUAGACCUCUUCACUUCUUCUCGUCGUCCGGAGGCAAUGCUGGCCUCGCGUGUGUCACGGCAGCGAAGUCUCUAGGCUACAAAGCUUCAGUCGUUGUACCGACCAGUACUGAUGACUGGACCGUGCAAAAGCUUUUUGCCUCCGGUGCAAGCGAGGUUAUAAUCCAUGGUGACAGCUGGUUCUAUGCAGAUGAGUAUCUCCGGGAGACUGUCAUCCCCAAAGCCGAGGAACGCGGCGAGAAAGGCAUCUACAUCCAUCCUUUUGACCGUCCGGCGAUAUGGGCUGGCGCCAGUACCAUGAUUGAUGAACUCAAGGAACAGAUGCCUGAAAGACCAGAUGUCAUAAUCUGUUCUGUAGGUGGAGGAGGUUUGUUUUCCGGGAUCAUGCAGGGUCUGGAUCGUGUCGGAUGGGGUGAAGAUGUCCAAGUGCUGCCGGUCGAAACAUUGGGGGCAGACUCGUUGGCACAGUCAGUAACCAAUGGUGAGCUGGUCACUCUUCCAGGCAUCACAUCAGUCGCGACAUCAUUGGGUGCCAUUCGAGUCGCGGAGCAUGCCUUUCGCGAAGCCCAGCGGCCCAAUGUCAAGCCUAUCGUCCUUGAUGAUGCCGAAGCCUGUGCGGCGUGCUGGCGCUUUCUCGACGAUGAACGAUAUCUCGUCGAACCUGCCUGCGGAGUGAGUGUCGCCUUGGCUUAUGAUGGACGUUUAAAUCACUACCUUGGCAAGUUUUCUCCCGAGACUAAGGUGGUCAUCAUCGUCUGCGGCGGUUCGAAGAUCUCAUUGGAGCUGCUUAACAAAUACAAAAAAAAAUAUCAAGAGUCGAGUGAAGCAGCGGCUGCGAAAUACAAGUGCUGAGUUGAUGGCAUCGUUACACGACCAACAUCGGCCGGAUCCUUGAAAUGCGAUGCCGUUUCGAACACAUCCGUCACCUCCGGCUCGAGAUAUCUACCAAAUGUGGUAAUGACUUCUAAUAUCUUGAUACGGGCGCAGGCCAAUCGUGAAUGAG